AUGAGUGCUUCAUUCAUCAUUUCCACGGCUUUCAAUUAUGAGUCCCAAGCCCUGCCUCCCGAGGCUAACCCAGCAGGCCGGCCUGCGAAGGUCGACAAUGAUAUCAAGUACCUCAAGAAGUUCGAGGAUCUCACGCUCUGCGACAUCCUUGACGAGCUUCGGCCCCUCAUAGGCAGCGCCUACGAUGACUACGAGCAGAAAAUCUAUAAAACAAUCAACCAGUUCUGCGAUCUCAGGUUUCUCGACUUUAUCGAGGUUUUUAAGCACCCGAAGGAGCCCAGCGUCCUCCAGUCCUACCAUAAGCUGGACGACUGCGACUACCAACUUGUCAGAGAUGUCCAAGUCGGCGAAAUCUUAGAAAAGUUCGACGCCGUCGCCUUGGAAUAUCGAGCCGCUUCUAUUGAUAUAACCAAGAUCCCCAUUCUCGCUUUUCUCAAGCAGCAGCCUCCCGCGCCCAGCCCAGCAGACCAGCCUGCGAAGGCUGACGAGGCCAUAAAUUCCAAUGAGAAGAUCCUCGAGACCACCACCAGCGACUUUCCUAAGAAGGAUCACUCGUAA
Messenger RNA from Akanthomyces muscarius, 558 nucleotides. RefSeq lists its product as uncharacterized. The transcript has 3 exons. Lineage: Eukaryota; Fungi; Ascomycota; Sordariomycetes; Hypocreales; Cordycipitaceae. The record is from RefSeq and is a predicted model, not a curated record. Bases 1 to 558 code for a protein of 185 amino acids.